This is a messenger RNA of Pichia membranifaciens NRRL Y-2026, 657 nucleotides long. RefSeq lists its product as hypothetical. The record is from RefSeq and is a predicted model, not a curated record. NCBI's taxonomy places the organism in Eukaryota, Fungi, Ascomycota, Pichiomycetes, Pichiales, Pichiaceae. Gene Ontology annotation, molecular function: protein binding. The transcript has 2 exons. Bases 1 to 657 code for a protein of 218 amino acids.
AUGAGCAGGGCCAAGAGAAUUGCCAAGGAGCUUGAAGACGUGAGAAAGGACAGAUUGUCUGGGGUGACGUUAGAGAUGGCGGAAGACGGUGAUCUUUCACACCUCAAGGGCACGUUUGUAGGGCCCCCGGGCACCCCCUACGAGGGAGGUCUCUUUGAGGUGGACAUCAAGAUCCCGGAAGAGUACCCGUUCAAGCCGCCGAUCAUGAAGUUCGACACGAGGGUUUUCCAUCCGAAUAUCUCGUCGCAGACGGGGGCAAUCUGUUUGGAUAUCUUGAAGGACGCUUGGACACCAAUCUUGACGUUGAAGAGCUCACUGAUCUCGUUGCAGAGCCUGCUUCAGAGUCCGGAGCCCACCGAUCCACAGGAUGCGCAGGUGGCCAAGUUAUACUUGACCGAUCCAAAGAAGUUUUCAGAAACAGCCGCUAAUUGGACCAAGAUCUAUGCUCCCAACGACAACUACAAGCCAACCGGGAAAACAGACUACACCGAUUUCACGAAGCUUUACGGGAUCAACAAGAACACUGUCAGGAUUUUCGAGGACAUGGGCUUUCCUAAAGACAAGAUCAUAUUCGCCUUGAGGAAACUAAACUUGAAGUCCGUCAGAGUGGACGACGACGCUACGCAGCAGAAGGUUCUUGACGAAAUUCUCAGCUAG